Molecule: messenger RNA, 2205 nt
Organism: Achroia grisella
Lineage: Eukaryota; Metazoa; Arthropoda; Insecta; Lepidoptera; Pyralidae
Product: clotting factor C-like
Exons: 10
Coding region: 89-1852 (587 amino acids)
Biological process (GO): proteolysis
Molecular function (GO): serine-type endopeptidase activity
Source: RefSeq, a predicted model, not a curated record
GUCAUUCUUGAGGUAUCGAGCGCGGGAGUCGCGCGUCGCGAAUCUCUAAAACUUUUUUUGUACGAAAACAUUGUUUUGACCACUAAAAAUGAUUAGAGCCUUAAUUGGCUUCCUAGUCACAGCUCUCGUUGCACCUGGUCUCGCACAAGACUCCGCGCCUAUAUCGCCGUGCCCCAAUGUCUUCAUGUACGAACCACCGGGCACGGAGCCCGGCAGGUGGUACGGAGUGGUCAAUCUGUCAACAGACAAUACUUUGCACUCAUUAUGGCUGAAUAUUGUGUUGGACAAGAAGGCUGAUAUACUUGGGAACUGGGUAGGAGAUGUGUCGACAACAGACAAUAUAGACUUUAAGGUUGAAAACACAAAGAUGAAAAUACAUCCUGGCCCAGCGGUAGCCGUCCGUUUCUUCGUGCAGUACAGUCCAUUAAGUCCACCGGCGCCAAAAUUAAAAGCCAUUAGAUUGAAUGGAAGGGAGAUUUGCAAUGCCGAUAUCCCUCGUCCGGACACUUUCGAGACUGUACAAGAUGGGGAACCAACUCGGAACCCCAAGCCCAGGCCGCAGCAGACAAAACCUCAGCCUACAAAGCCUUCGACAAGGCCAACGAAGGUUGAGGUUGAAAAGCCAGUAGAACAAUCAAGUUGGUCCAAUCAGCCUUCAAAUCAACGACCUAUUAAUACACCGGAUAGACCAACUUUGUAUGAGGGUCUGAAGCCACAAGAUACUCCAAUAACAAGACCAGUUCAUGGAACCCCUACUAAUAGUGGACCUGUAUAUACGCCUCCAGUAAAUGAACCUAUACCAUCGAAAAUAGAUGAUGAACAGCCGAAUCAUAACGGUUUAAAUAUCAACCAACCUGGAUUCAAACUUACCCCAUCUCCGCCAUUCCGCGUCACCACAGAUAGUAAUCGUGAGCCAGUCGAUUUCGAGGAGCUAAGCCGGCCGAUAGACCCGUCUGAAUAUUUCGAUCGAGAGAAACCACUGAUCCAACUGCCACCAAAGAGAGGGAAUACUAACUCGGGAAAUACAGGUGUACAGGAUACCCAGAAUGUGCAAUGUGGUAAAGUGAUGCGACAGAAUCCGAACUUGCUAGUGCUCAAUGGGAAACCGACUUACGAAGGAGAAUGGCCAUGGCAGAUCGCUCUCUAUCAAACUCAGACGGUAGAUAACAAAUACAUCUGCGGUGGUACUCUGGUGUCACAUAGGCACGUCAUCACCGCGGCUCACUGCGUGACCCUGAAGAAUGGUAACAGAGUGGUCAACAAAGACACCCUUUCUGUCUACUUGGGGAAACAUAACCUCAGGACCUCAACGCAAGGCGUACAGAUCAAAUUUGUCGACCAAAUAAUAAAACAUCCGCGAUACAACGCCUCUACAUUCAACCGGGACCUGGCGAUCCUGGUGCUGCGGGACCCGGUCACAUACUCGGACUGGGUCCGGCCCGCCUGCCUCUGGCCCGACGACCUGGUCGACAUCAACAACGUCGUCGGCAAGAAGGGAUCGGUAGUAGGCUGGGGCUUCGAUGAGACGGGGCUAGCCGCAGAGGAGCUGACUCUAGUAGAAAUGCCUGUGGUAGAUGAACUCACUUGCAUCAAAUCGUACAGCGAAUUCUUCUCACGCUAUCUAUCAGAGUAUUCUUACUGCGCUGGAUAUAGGAAUGGUGCAACGGUGUGUAAUGGUGACAGCGGUGGCGGCAUGGUCUUCAAAUACAACGACAUUUGGUUCCUUAGAGGACUCGUCUCCUUAUCAGUAGCAAGGAACAACGAACGCCGAUGUGAUCCUAAACACUAUAUAGUAUUUACCGAUUUAGCGAAAUUCCUGCCCUGGUUGAAGCAGCAAAUAUAUGAUGUUUAACUGAAUUUAACCGCCAUCUUGUUGUAGCAGCCAUUUUGUUUAUACUACGUGAAUAGUUUAAUGUAGUUCGUAGGAUUGUACCUGUACCUAUAUCAAGUGACUUCGUUUUCCGCGUAACGAGGGUAUUGUUGUCGUAGGAGAUUGGAACUUUUUUUAGUUUUAUACCUAUACAAACAAAUACGAAAACAUUUUUUUUUUAUAGUUGCAAAUAUAUUUUUUACUAAGAACUAUUGAAAUAAUGAAAUAUGCUUCUUUUAAACGUUAUAACUCCUAUUGGUCUUUAGACCACUUUGGGGACUAAGGCUUUAAAUAAAUAAAUUAUACAUAAUUAAACAAAACACGAAGAAAAAAAA